Messenger RNA from Phalacrocorax carbo (great cormorant), 1663 nucleotides. Lineage: Eukaryota; Metazoa; Chordata; Aves; Suliformes; Phalacrocoracidae. The record is from RefSeq and is a predicted model, not a curated record.
GCGGCGCCGCCCCCCCGUGACGAAGCCGAACGUCAGCGCGCCGGGCGGGAGCGGGGCGGCGGCGGCGGCGGCGGCAGCGGCGGGGCGGGCACGGCGGGCACCGCCCGGGAAGCAAGAUGCCACCGUCCCUCCCUGCCACCAUCAACAUCCGGGAGCCCCGCUGGGACCAGAGCACCUUCCAGGGCCGGGCCAAGCACUUCUUCAUGGUGACCGACCCCCGAAACUUGCUGCUCUCAGGGGCCACGCUGGAGGAGGCCCGCCGGGUGGUGGAGGACUACAGGGCGGGCACGGUACCCCCAGGGCUGACAGAGGACCAGCUUUGGCGGGCAAAGUACAUCUACGACUCGGCUUUCCACCCUGACACGGGUGAGAAGAUGCUCCUCGUGGGACGCAUGUCUGCCCAGGUCCCCAUGAACAUGACCAUCACUGGCUGCAUGUUGACCUUCUACAGGACCACGCCGGCCGUGCUGUUCUGGCAGUGGGUCAACCAGUCCUUCAACGCCAUUGUCAACUACACCAACCGCAGCGGGGAUGCACCCAUCACCCCCAGCCAGCUGGGGACAGCCUAUGUGAGCGCGACCACGGGGGCAGUUGUCACAGCGCUGGGGCUCAAAUCUCUCACCAAGCACUUGCCAGCCAUCAUCGGCCGGUACGUGCCUUUUGCGGCAGUGGCUGCUGCCAACUGCAUCAACAUCCCGCUGAUGAGGCAGAGAGAGCUCAAGCUGGGGAUCCCGGUCACGGAUGAAAAUGGGAAUCGCCUGGGCGAGUCCACAGCCGCAGCCCAGAAGGCCAUUUUCCAGGUGGUGGUGUCCCGCAUUGGCAUGGCAGCCCCGGCCAUGGCCAUCCCCCCAGUGAUUAUGAACAUGCUGGAGAAGAGAGCUUUCCUGAAGCGGUACCCGUACCUGAACGCUCCCCUGCAGGUCGGCCUGGUGGGACUCUGCUUGGUGUUCGCCACCCCACUGUGCUGCGCGCUCUUCCCGCAGAAAAGCUCAAUGCCUGUGGGCUGUCUGGAGCCUGAAGUCCAAGCUCGGAUCCAGGAGAAAGACCCACAGCUGGAGACUGUCUACUUCAACAAAGGGCUCUGAAUGGGGUUCCUGGGGGGCCUGGGGUGGCCAAGAUGCGUGCCGCAGAGCUGCCAGGCCAGCGCAUUGCUGAGCUUUGCCCCUCGGAUCCCUUCAGGGCCACUGCCACUUUCCCUUGGCUGUCGUGUGUUCGUAGGUCCCAGGCGAUCCCAGUCCUGCUUCUCAGGAUGCCCGCAGCCAUGCAGCACCACACGGUGCCAAAUCCUGUCCCCGUGUCUGGGCUCAGCCCCACUCUGGGGACCUCCUGGCUGGCACCCCUGUGCGUCUCCCAUGCUCACCCUGUGUGUAGCUGUGUGCGGUGCACGGGGGACCACAGGCAGCUGCACCAGGGGCCUUGCAAGCAGGGGUGUGGGGUGCGGAAGCAAAUGGUGCUCCCCAGCCUUAGGAGGCAGUGGACAAUCACAGCAACUGAGGGUUGAACCCCUCUGUGCUGAGCCCCCACUCUCAUUGCCCAUGGUGCCGGGCACCCAUGUUACCCAGCGGUUUGGUGGCUGGCCCCUGGGGACGGCAGAGUGGCUCCUGGAGAAGAAACCCCACCCCCACCCACCCCCAAAAAAAACCCCAGAGGUGAGUGAUUUCAA